ACGCGAAUCUUAGUUUUGAACAAGUUCAAUCCGACACAGCUUUAGAAAAUAAAACAUAGAAUUCCCAUCCGACACAGUAACCUCGAUCUUGCCCACUUCAUUAGUGACAAGUGUCCAAGAUCUAGACAUUACAUUGUACGAAUACUAGGUAUACCAGCUGUGACAAUAUCGUAACCCCAACCAAUUGAAAACUUUGGAGACCAAAAAUUAACGCGGCCAUGACCCGUUGUUCUGGUUCAGAAAGAAAAGGCACUCUUUGGUUCAAUCGCUCUUUUCGCUUCCUUCAGAAAAACAAAGAAACAUACAUAAAGAGAUGACAUUGAAAGAUUCAACAUUUUCUGAUCCUUCUCUGUCGAUGCAUUGUUGCACAAUACACUUUUGAUAUAUAUAUAUAUAUAUAUAUAUUUUCAUCUGGGUCUUCAUGAUUUCGCUCGAACAAGUAUCAUCCAAUACCAUUUCGUGUUUAAUACCAUUUCGUGUUUGGGUCGAAAAAUCGUUCUCUAAAGAGAGUGCGAAUGUGAAUAAAAACAAAUAAAAGGAAGAAAAGCAUUGCAAAAUGAGCAAAGAAAGCGGUGUUCUAAGGGCAUGGGAGGCCACGCUGCGCAAGACACAGGCUGCAAAAAAACGUGCCAACAGCCUCUUCGGCACGACAUCGGUAGCCCAUGCAGACGACGACGACGACAACAACAAUGAUGACAACGACAACAGUGGAAGUGGCACCAGCGAAAUAUAUCAUGCAGAGAAGGUUCUCCCCAAUGGUGACUACUAUACAGGCCAAUGGUCCGACAGCUUUCCUCAUGGACAGGGGAAGUACCUCUGGACUGACGGGUGCAUGUACGUGGGAGAGUGGUUCAGAGGCAAAACUAUGGGGAAAGGUAGGUUUAGCUGGCCUUCCGGUGCUACCUAUGAGGGCGAGUUCAAGAGCGGUUAUAUGGAUGGGACUGGUACGUAUACGGGGUCCAACGGGGAUACCUAUAAGGGACAAUGGAUCAUGAAUUUAAAGCACGGCCAUGGCGUGAAGAACUUUGUCAAUGGGGAUUGUUACGAAGGAGAAUGGCGGCGAGGGUUGCAAGAAGGUAUAGGGAGGUAUCAAUGGAAGAGUGGGAACCAUUACGUUGGAGAAUGGAAGAACGGAGAGAUUUGUGGUAAGGGUACAUUUGUUUGGACUAAUGGGAACAGAUAUGAUGGGUAUUGGGAAGAUGGGCUGCCUAAAGGGAAUGGAACAUUCAAAUGGCCAGAUGGGAGUUUUUAUGUGGGGAACUGGAGUAAGGAUCCGUGUGAGCGAAAUGGGACUUAUUAUCCAUCAGGGUCAUCCCCAGAAGCGAAUCUUGAAUGGGAUCCUCAAGAUGUGUACAAUUUUGAUUUGAGUGAAUGCAGGAUUUGUCCCGGAGAGAAGGUUUCCAUUUUGCCAUCACAAAAAAAGCUUGCAGUGUGGAGGUCAUCGAAGUCCGGGGAUGGUUUUAGGCCUAGGAGAAUGUCAGUUGAUGGAAGGGUAAGCGUAGGCGCGGAGAGCAGAACGAAAAUGUGGGAUGUUGAUGGGGAUGAAUCUAGUGGCUUUGCUCGUAGGAAUUCAAUGGCGAGCAGAGAUUUGGAGGAUGAUUUGUUGGGUCUGCAUAUCGAUGAUGCAAGGGGAAACCCCGGAUUACCAAUGAAAGUACCUAGGAAAGCAAAGCGACAAGGAGAGACAAUAAGCAAAGGGCACAAAAAUUAUGAGCUCAUGCUCAAUUUGCAGUUGGGAAUCAGGCAUUCUGUUGGAAGACCCGCUCCAGCAGCAUCCCUUGAUUUGAAGCCUUCAGCUUUUGACCCCAAGGAAAAAGUAUGGACGAGAUUUCCUCCUGAAGGAUCCAAGUACACCCCACCACACCAGUCCUGUGAAUUUAGAUGGAAGGAUUACUGCCCAUUAGUGUUCAGGACUUUAAGGAAGUUGUUCAAUGUGGACCCUGCUGAUUACAUGAUAUCGAUCUGUGGAAAUGAUGCUCUUCGGGAACUCUCCUCUCCUGGUAAAAGUGGUAGCUUCUUUUACUUGACCAACGAUGACCGCUACAUGAUAAAGACUAUAAAAAAGGCAGAAACAAAAGUGCUUUUAAGGAUGCUUCCAGCUUAUUAUAACCAUUUCCGGGCCUUUGAAAACACUCUAGUUACCAAAUUUUAUGGUCUGCAUUGUGUAAAGUUAACGGGGCCUAUCCAGAAGAAGGUACGGUUCAUCAUCAUGGGGAAUCUCAUGUGUACUGAAUAUUCCAUCCAUAGACGCUACGACUUGAAGGGAUCUUCCCUUGGCCGCACAACAGAUAAGUCCGAGACAGAGAUUGAUGACACCACUAUCCUUAAAGACCUUGAUCUAAACUUCAUAUUCCGACUGCAGAAGUCAUGGUUUCAGGAGUUUUGCAGGCAAAUUGAUAGGGAUUGUGAAUUUCUCGAGCAGGAGAGAAUUAUGGACUAUAGUCUUUUGGUGGGUCUUCACUUCAAAGAAAUAUCACCUACUGGUGACCUGAUUCCUUCCCAAUCCCGGACUCCAACUAUCGGUGACUCCCAGGAUGAAGGAGCUCCAGCUCGUCUUUCACGAGCAGACAUGGACCAGAUUCUUCUUGAUCCAUCCAGAUGGGCUAGUAUCAAGCUUGGCUUGAACAUGCCUGCACGGGUGGAAAAGACUGUGAGACAAAGUGGUUAUGAAUAUCAGAUCCUCGGAGAACCAACCGGGGAGUAUUACGAGGUUGUAAUGUUUUUUGGAAUAAUUGACAUACUUCAAGACUACGACAUCAGCAAGAAGAUCGAGCAUGCAUACAAAUCCAUCCAAUACGACCCCACCUCCAUAUCUGCUGUUGAUCCAAGGCAAUAUUCAAGGCGCUUCCGGGAUUUCAUAUUUCACAUAUUUGCCCAAGACACUUGAAACAAAUCAAUUUCAAGUAGUUUUGAUUGGUUCUUUUUGUCCAUUAUAUAUGCUUGAAUCCGUUUUAUAUACAUCUACAGAUAAUAUAUAAUUAUAUGUUUCAGCUAAUUACAGAUAUGCUAUAUAAACAGGAGCGCCACAGGUGUAUUCAAUCUAAUUGUAAAACUGCAACAGAAUUUAUUAUCUUGAUCAAUUCUUUGGUCUAAUGAGACAAACACGUGUAUGUGAUUUGUUUUUUCUGCUUUCAACUGAGAAUUGUAUUUGGGGCAGAUGAACUUAUUAAUUAUUUGUU
This is a messenger RNA of Juglans microcarpa x Juglans regia, 3179 nucleotides long. Its product is annotated as phosphatidylinositol 4-phosphate 5-kinase 4. Lineage: Eukaryota; Viridiplantae; Streptophyta; Magnoliopsida; Fagales; Juglandaceae. The coding region runs from base 557 to 2887 and encodes 776 amino acids. The record is from RefSeq and is a predicted model, not a curated record. The transcript is spliced from 8 exons. Gene Ontology annotation, molecular function: ATP binding; 1-phosphatidylinositol-4-phosphate 5-kinase activity. Gene Ontology annotation, biological process: phosphatidylinositol metabolic process.